UCCAUGUAUUCAAUACUCAGGACCCAGCUGCCCUUUGCAUGUGUCUCUACACCCACAAAGCUCCCUUCGGCCGUCACCAAACUUCAACAAUGGGAUUGUGGUUUGCAGAAAGCGCGGUAUUUGGCCGAUAUGGGUUUAGGUAAACUGAAUGCAGACUUGUGUCCUUUCAGUAGGUCACUCGGAUUCCCAAAGUGCCGAGAAGUCUGUAAAGGCCGCCGCACGAUGUCAUUAUCAUCUCGCCUGCCUGCCAUUAGGAUCUUCGCCUCCAUCUCUUCUAAUCCCUACGAGUCUCUCACGCCUGUCUGUCUACUACUUCCUCUGUUGGCUUAUUUCCUACCCGCCUACCAACACUACGUCAUUGGCUGCAGCUCCCAGUCCACGCUAUACGGUUACCGUGUCCUCCCUAGAACCGUGACGGCAAGCCGACAAGGAUGGCGAGAUUGGCAUGACAUUUGACAUAGAUAGCGGGAUCCGUGACAGUGGCUUGACGUCGACUGGCACGGUGGUUGCGAUGAUGCAGACAGACCUUUGACCGCCCGGAACUUUCCAAUCACAGACCGCAGACGUUGCUCAGAUGUGCCCCCA
Molecule: messenger RNA, 585 nt
Organism: Suillus fuscotomentosus
Lineage: Eukaryota; Fungi; Basidiomycota; Agaricomycetes; Boletales; Suillaceae
Exons: 1
Coding region: 4-456 (150 amino acids)
Source: RefSeq, a predicted model, not a curated record